AUGGAUCCUCCCAAGACAACAACGGCCGUCCAACAUCUGCAGCUGGACCAACAAGCUACGCUGGGCUCUCUGGCGGACGAUGAAGUGCUGGUGGAGCUUCAUGCUGCGAGUCUGAGUUACCGGGAUAUUGUUAUUGCAAAAGGCGCCCUCGGCGAACUUCCCAAAGUCGUCAUUCCAGGUUCAGACGGCGCUGGAGUGGUCAAAGCAGUCGGAUCGAAAGUUCAAGAUCUCGCCAUUGGAGAAAGAGUCGUGACGCACCUGGCACCCACGGAAGAUGAUGACGCUCUUCCUCCAUCGAUGGCCGAGAUCUCGACAGGUCUGGGACAUGGUCAGAAUGGCACGCUUCGCGAGUAUGGCAUCUUCAAACCAACGGCACUUGUCAAAGCACCCCAUAAUUUGGACUUCGCCCGUGCUGCUACGUUGACUUGCAGUGGCCUCACAGCGUGGAACGCACUCUUCGGUCUCGCUGGUCGGGAAGUGAAGAAGGGUGACUGA
Molecule: messenger RNA, 495 nt
Organism: Fulvia fulva
Lineage: Eukaryota; Fungi; Ascomycota; Dothideomycetes; Mycosphaerellales; Mycosphaerellaceae
Product: Zinc-type alcohol dehydrogenase-like protein
Exons: 2
Coding region: 1-495 (164 amino acids)
Source: RefSeq, a predicted model, not a curated record